Molecule: messenger RNA, 1765 nt
Organism: Lates calcarifer (barramundi perch)
Lineage: Eukaryota; Metazoa; Chordata; Actinopteri; Centropomidae
Product: tubulin alpha-1B chain
Exons: 3
Coding region: 157-1596 (479 amino acids)
Biological process (GO): mitotic cell cycle; microtubule cytoskeleton organization
Cellular component (GO): microtubule; cytoplasm
Molecular function (GO): GTP binding; structural constituent of cytoskeleton
Source: RefSeq, a predicted model, not a curated record
AGACGGAGGAGGUUUUAUUAUUAUUGCGCACUUCACCUGUCCUCCUCAAGAGGCAGAGAGUGCGGCUUCGUCAGACCAGCUUCAGACACCGCACACUGCAGACGACAACACUCCUCAGACUUGUCUCAUUACAUUGCAUAAUAUCGACAAGCCAUCAUGCGUGAGUGUAUCUCCAUCCACGUUGGUCAGGCUGGCGUCCAGAUUGGCAAUGCAUGCUGGGAGCUUUAUUGCCUGGAACAUGGGAUCCAGCCGGACGGACAGAUGCCCAGUGACAAAGCCAUCGGCGGGGGAGAUGAUUCCUUCAACACCUUCUUCAGUGAGACUGGAGCUGGAAAACACGUCCCCAGGGCUGUUUUUGUCGACCUGGAGCCCACGGUCAUCGAUGAGGUGCGCACUGGGACCUACCGUCAGCUCUUCCACCCUGAGCAGCUGAUCACUGGUAAAGAGGAUGCUGCCAACAACUACGCCCGUGGACACUACACCAUCGGCAAAGAGAUCAUUGACCUGGUGCUGGACAGGAUCCGCAAACUGGUGGGUAACAUAAUAUUAGGAGGAGUUCAUUCUUUGUUUGCUGUAUCUCAUAUAUUUGAUGACUGUGUCCCUCUCUGUCCUCAGGCUGACCAGUGCACUGGUCUUCAGGGCUUCCUGGUUUUCCACAGCUUCGGAGGUGGCACCGGCUCUGGUUUCACCUCCCUGCUGAUGGAGCGUCUGUCCGUCGACUACGGCAAGAAGUCUAAGCUGGAGUUCUCCAUCUACCCAGCUCCCCAGGUGUCCACUGCUGUGGUGGAGCCCUACAACUCCAUCCUGACCACCCACACCACCCUGGAGCACUCUGACUGUGCCUUCAUGGUAGAUAACGAGGCCAUCUACGACAUCUGCCGUAGGAACCUCGAUAUCGAGCGUCCUACCUACACCAACCUGAACAGGUUGAUCAGUCAGAUCGUGUCCUCCAUCACUGCUUCCCUUCGUUUCGAUGGUGCCCUCAAUGUUGAUCUGACCGAGUUCCAGACCAACUUGGUGCCAUAUCCCCGUAUCCACUUCCCCCUGGCCACCUAUGCCCCUGUCAUCUCUGCUGAGAAGGCGUACCAUGAGCAGCUCUCAGUGGCUGAGAUCACAAACGCCUGCUUUGAGCCAGCCAAUCAGAUGGUGAAAUGUGACCCACGCCACGGCAAGUACAUGGCUUGCUGCCUCUUGUACCGUGGUGAUGUGGUGCCCAAAGAUGUCAAUGCUGCCAUCGCCACCAUCAAAACCAAGCGCUCCAUCCAGUUUGUGGACUGGUGCCCCACUGGUUUCAAGGUUGGCAUCAACUACCAGCCUCCCACCGUGGUUCCUGGUGGAGACCUGGCCAAGGUCCAGAGGGCUGUGUGCAUGCUGAGCAACACCACUGCUAUUGCAGAGGCCUGGGCUCGGCUCGACCACAAGUUCGAUCUGAUGUACGCUAAGCGUGCCUUUGUUCACUGGUACGUGGGUGAGGGUAUGGAGGAGGGAGAGUUUUCUGAGGCCAGAGAGGAUAUGGCAGCUCUGGAGAAGGAUUACGAGGAGGUCGGAGUUGACUCCAUUGAGGGUGAGGGAGAGGAGGAGGGUGAGGAGUAUUAAAAGGGACAUAUAGCAGCUAGAUAAAAAGGAAACAGUUGACUUGAGUGUGUUCCUAAAUACAUUCCAAACAGAAAUGUUUGUCUAUUAGUUAGCAGUUUAACCAUAAUCAGAGUACUACCAUUAAAAUGCCUGUUUGGCUCUGUCUUAAAUAAAAUUCCUGUAACAUGAA